Messenger RNA from Cololabis saira (Pacific saury), 2135 nucleotides. It is a transcript of the gene npr3, whose product is annotated as natriuretic peptide receptor 3. NCBI's taxonomy places the organism in Eukaryota, Metazoa, Chordata, Actinopteri, Beloniformes, Belonidae. Gene Ontology annotation, cellular component: membrane. Gene Ontology annotation, biological process: regulation of blood pressure; vasodilation. Gene Ontology annotation, molecular function: peptide hormone binding; natriuretic peptide receptor activity. The transcript has 8 exons. The coding region runs from base 272 to 1798 and encodes 508 amino acids. The record is from RefSeq and is a predicted model, not a curated record.
CUGAUGACGCAGGAACAAUCCUGCAAAGAUGCUUGAAAACUCCGGGCUGCAGCCAGCAGCGCGUGCGCUGGUCGCUGCUUGAGGUGGAAGGAUCCAGUCAGAGCUCCAACACCGACCUGUGACUGGGGGAGACCGAGCAGGUCCUGCACAAACACAGACGCGCGCAAUCUUGCGGCUGCAGGAGUCAUUACGCGCUGAGGCGUUGAGGUGUGCAAGAGGAAAGUGCAGAGCAGAGGAACCAGCUUUGGAACAUCUGUCCAGCGGUGGCACCAUGCCGUCCCCCGCGGAGCCGUGCGCCCUGAUCCUGCUGGCCCUGACCCUGAUCCCGGCCCCGGGUCUGGCCCAUCAGCCCCCCAUGAGCGAGCAGGUCGAGGUGCUGGUCUUCCUGCCCCAGAACAACUCCUACCUGUUCUCCCGGGCGCGCGUCGCGCCUGCGCUCCGGUACGCGGCGCGGCGGCUGGGGGGCGCGGGGGGGAACUUCUCCGGGUUCCGCUUCGACUUCCACUUCGAGCGCUGCGAGCGCACCAACGACGCGCUGUUCGCGCUGGCGGAGCGCUCCUGCGGCCGCCGGCCGGACCUGAUCCUCGGCCCGGUGCGGGAGUACGAGGCGGCCGGCGUGGUGCGCCUGGCGUCGCACUGGCGCAUCCCCGUCAUCUCCGCCGGCGCGCUGGCGCUCAGCUUCGGCACCAAGGACAGCGAGUACUCGCACCUGACGCGCAUCGCGCCGUCCUACGUGAAGAUGGCGGAGGCGGUGGCGAAGCUGUUCCAGCACUUCAGCUGGAGCCGCGUGCAGCUGCUGUACGAGGACGACCGGGAGGAGAGGAACUGCUACUUCACCCUGGAGGGGGUGUACCACCUGCUGGGGGCCGACUACUCCCUCACCACCUACCUGCUGUCGGAGGAGGAGCCGUGGAGCCCCGAGGACGUGCUGCACAAGAGUGAAGACUGUGAAGUGGUGAUGAUGUGCAUGGGAGCAGACAGAAUACGAGAGCUCAUGUUGGCUGCACACAGACUCCAGAUGACCAAAGGCAAUCAUAUAUUUUUCAAUGUUGAGCUCUUUAACGCUUCUUCUUAUGGUAAUGGCUCAUGGAGAAGAGGAGACCAGUAUGACGAUGAGGCAAGGCAAGCAUACGCCUCCCUGAACACUGUCACGCUGCUCAAGACAGUCAAACCAGAGUUUGAGAACUUCUCCAUGGAGAUGACAAACUCUGCUGAGAACACUGGACUUGAUGACUGCAAAGACUGUGGAAAUGUCAACAUGUUUAUUGAGGGGUUCCACGACGCCCUGUUGCUGUACGCCAUCGCCUUACACGAGGCCAUGAAGAAUGGGUUCAGCAAGAAAAAUGGAACAGAGAUCACCUUACUCAUGCGGGACAGGACAUUUGAAGGAAUUGCUGGCCAGGUAUCCAUAGAUACCAGCGGUGACAGAAACGGAGAUUUCUCUCUGAUGUCCAUGACUGACGUUGAAGCCGGUACCUAUGAGGCUGUAGCCAACUACUAUGGUGCGAACAGAACUUUUGAGUGGCUGUCUGCCUACAAUGUGGAACAUUUCAAACUCAAGGAAAGACCCGGAGCCAAACCAGAGUUGCCAGAAAAAUCCUGUGGAUUGGGAGUAUCGGCGCUGACCGGCGUGGUGGUGGGAGCUGUUCUCGGAGCGCUCAUGCUCGUAGCCUUCUACUUUUUCAGAAAAAACUACAGCAUAACCAUCCAGCGUCGCACACACAGCGAAGAGCUGGACUCUGGGAAACACCGUCAGCUGCGGGAGGACUCCAUCAGAUCCAACUUCUCCACAGCGUAAUCAGCGGACUGGACACUCCUACAUGUACAUGUGGCCAAAGACUUUGCAGCGGUUUUUAGUGAAUCCAUGUCAUGUAAAAGCAGACAUUCGUGUUUUUGUUCCCGUGUUUUCACCUGUAAGUUAGGCUGCUUGUGACAGGCGCAGCGCAGCGUGGCUGCAGGUUUCCCACCACAGAUUUCACCAUAAUCUGCUUUCAGGGUUGUUUUUUUCUUCAUUUAGAUCAUUUUUACUGUGACAACGAAAAGGUCAGAGCUGACAGCGAGCUUUAACACCCUUUCACACACAGGCUGGAUGGGGUCAUGUUUGAGGGUGGAAGACCUGCAGGUGAAGUCUUGUG